UUUUGUGCAUCGUUUUUCUUCCGUUUCGCUUGUGGCAAACUUUCAUUCAUGGAGACAAGCUUUUGACGCUGCCAUUGAAAUUUGUUUCUUCUUUUUGCAGCGCAAACAAAAACAAAAUUUGCCGUCGACGACGGCGUUGACGUCGACGUCAACGUCGCCGGCAAAUGCGAGCUUACAAGUAUGUGUGCGACUGCUCUCUGUGCUCGCGUAUGUUGGUGUAUGCGAAUAUGACAGUGCCAGUGCCAGUUCGGACCAAAGCUCCCAGUACACGAAUGGCGUACAAACUGUUUGGACGUGUUUGCUGCUCGCUGGCGACGUCGCGAGUUCGAGUUCGAGCAUUUUAAUUCUCAGUGCAGCGUUGUAAAUAUUGAAGCGGCGCUUCGAUUGGCGUUGACGAACAUUUGUAUCUGUGUGUAUAUUUUAUUGUUAAUAAAUCCGCAAAGUGCCACAAAGCAACAAACAAAAAUGCUAAAAAAAAAACAACUGCAAAAUAUUGCCGAAAGCGACAGUGAAAAUCGUAAUUUGUUGAUUUAAGUGGCGGUAGCAGUCGUUGCUAAUGUCGCUGAAUGUUCAAGCGUGCGUCAGCGUGUAUGUGUGUGUGUGUGAGUGUGCAAAAAUUACAAAUAAAGAAUUGAUAGGCUGAGCCUGCGAAAUACAAACAUAAAGAGAAAAUGCAAAAAAACACAACAAAGAUUGAAAAGGCAAGGAAGAGUCGUGAAAACACGCACAUAAACAAUGUAAAUGUGUGAGUUUGUGUGCAUGCAUAAAAUGCAAGUAACAAUGAGAAGAUGCACUUAAGAGAAACAUUAAGAAAUCACGAAGUAAUUGAAGACAACGAGCAGGGAAUCCAGUUCGUUAUAAUAAUCACACCAAAAACGAGAUAAUAGCAUUUGCGGUCAGCUGCCCGAAACUGGAAAAACCACCGGAAAUUAACGCCAGAUUGCAAUGUUUUUGUUUUACAAUCGACGCAUUUUUGUCAUUAUAUUAAUUGAAUUUCUACUGCUGCUGCUGAGCGAUGACAAUGGACAACCAACGCUGACCAAGUUGCCGACAACAGUUGCUGCCGCUACACAAUCGAAAAACUCAACCAUAUUAAGGCCGUAUAUACAGAUCAAGAAGCACGCCUCUACAAGACUGACCAUAACCAAUCCAAAUGAAACCCAUUUACUGCACUGCAACCCAAUCAUAGAUCCUUAUGACUACUAUCAGGACGGCGCGCCCAUUUACUGCAGCUGGUAUCGCAACGGCGAAGCCAUUGAACAUUUGGCCAUACGCAACAAUCAGUUCUUUAUCUAUAAGAAUGGAACGCUGCGACUGCCGCCAAACGAGCGCAUCAGCGGCGUUUAUCAUUGUCUGCUUGAGUCGGAUGAUAUGAAAGUAAUAUCCGACAGCAUCACAGUCGAAUAUCCAGUGUUGAAACGUCUUGUUGUUGGCCAACAACAGAGCGCUAACAUAAGCGUCGUGGCCCAGCAAGCCCUUGUGCUUGGCUGUCCUUUUCUCAGUGUGCCCGCUGCCCGCAUCAGCUGGUACUUUGGCAACGAGUCCUUGGCGAAUGAUAGCAGUGCUUUUAUCCUGAACAACGGCACGCUUAUUGUGAGAAAACUGCAACCGGAACAAGCUGGAAAAUACAAAUGCGUGGCCAAGAACCAGUAUGCCAGCAGGACACACCGUCAGUUCGUGUGGCUGGUGCGUGUCGAGCCGAAUGCCAGCGGGCCACAAAUGCUGGCCACAACGACAACGCAUCUGCUGCCUGCCUUCCAGAAUGCCACACUAUUUGUGCCCACAGGAGGCUCGCUGCAGCUGCAGUGCCACGCCAUGGAGGACUAUGUGCCCAUCGAGUGGUGGCUGCAGCAUCCCAACAACUCCCUGUCCCAGCUGAGUAACAAUAGCAUGACGCUGGAAAUAACUAACGCCAGCAUGGCCCGGCAUGAGGGAUACUACAUGUGCACCACGCCCACCGACAGACAGACGUUUCGGGUGGUAGUUACUAUACCGCCGAGAAUAGUUAGCACGCUGCCCGUGGAGCUGGGCUAUAUCAGUUUGUCGACAACGCUGAGCUGUCGCGCUGAGGGCAAUCCAGAGCCGAGUCUUAGCUGGUACCACAAUGGAGCUCUGCUCAACAGUUCCUAUACACGCUACAUCAGUGGCAACGAGCUGCACAUACACUCCUUCGAUCCGGAGGAGGAGGGCAUCUAUCAGUGCUUUGCGCGGAAUGUAGCUGGCGAGGAUUCCGUCACUGGCGAGAUGCGCUUCAAGCACCAGCUAGAGCAGCCGAAUCCACUGCAGAAUAUACGCUGUUAUCCGCACAGCUUUCACACCAUCAAUGUCACCUUUGACAGCCGCACUUUGGAGUCAAUGUUCGUGGUGCACAUUGUGCGCAGCAAUCCGCAUCAGUGGAGCUCGUUCGCGCCCAUGAAACUGAAUCACACCUCGUUUGUGGUGAUCUCAACUGGUCUGCCCAUCUAUCGUCCCUUCGCGCUAAUCACCCGAUUUCUCCUGCCCACCUCAGAGGUGCGUUCUGGCAGCAUUGUGCCGCAGCAGAUGAUGAUCAGUUCACUGCGCAGUCCGGCUGUUGUCUGCUGCACCCAAGGCCUGCUGCUGCGCCUGGUGCAUCUGGGCAACGAUACCUUUGUGAAGUGGUCCCAGGCGGAGUUGGACAACAAAAAGUACUUUAUACUACAGUUCUACAUCAACCACACGCAUCCGCAUCCCGCCCAGCUGCUGGAUGGCCCAUUACAUGGCACUGUCACGUCCGUAGAGGAGAAGGCGGACGAGGUGCGCCGCCAACUGACCAUCAUACGGCCACUCAAUCAGUCGGCUGCUGCCACAGUGCUGCGUAAUGCUGAGCACGAGGUGCUCGACAACGAAGUGGACGAUCUCACGCUCGAAAUAGAAGAGGACAUCUUCAGUCUGGUAGUGGAUGCGAACGUUACGGGCCUGCUCCUGCAUCACUUUAGCCGCAUAAAGAUGCGUGUGCUCAUCAUCACCAGCGAGAACGAGUUUCUCGCUCAGGACUUUCGCUAUGUACAGUGGAAGAUUAUCGAGAACGGCACCUCCGACCAAGCGAACAUGUCCUUUCGCCUGAUUACCGUGGAGUCGCGUAUGCUGGCCUUUCAGUUCCUGGACAGCCUCAAUGACACCUGCGUCUACGAGUGCCAUCUGCACGUACAGUUGCCGCUGCGCAAGCAGGAGCCGAAAUGCAAAGAGCGCACCAUAGUCAAUUCGAUGCUGCUCGUCUCUGGCCUCAGUGCCAACGAGCGCUACAAUUUUCAUUUCUACAAUUGCAAGCCGCAAAUCUUCUAUGGCGAAAUGGAUGUACAGACGUUACCAGACCCGCCCGGCACUAUAAGCAACUCGCGUGUGGUCAAACACAAUGGCCUCAAGCUUAUAUGGGAGCCGCCACUGCACCCCAAUGGACGUGUCCAUCACUAUAAUAUACUCUGGACUUUGGGCAAUGUCACACACGAGGCAAAUGUCCUCGAGUGUCGCCCAUGUUUCUAUAAGUUCCCCAAUGUUUCGGAAACAGACAAAAUUCAUGUGGCCGUGCGAGUUGUUGGUGAAACGGGCGUUGGCGCGCCCAUAUUCUUCGAUUUGAUCAAUCAUCACAUACUGGAGACGGUACAGAACUCGUCGAAUCAUGAAGUCUACAGUGGCAUUGCCAUCGGUUCCCUGCUGUCCAUGCUUUGUGUUUUUGGCUUUGCGCUCUUCAUCAUAUUUCAGAGGCGUCGAUUUAAGGCUCGCGUACCGGGACCUACGCACUUGACCACGCCCACAGACAUCAAUUUUGGUAAUCUGAGCAGUGCUUCGGGCAUUCCUGGGGACAGUGCCGGUGGUCUUAGUGGCAACACAAUGCAGCAAGACUGUCACGAAAUGCAGACACUGAUUCCGCGCUCCCGUUAUCACAUCGAGCUGCUGCCAGAGCGCACGCUCGAGUAUCAGACAAGCACAGCGAAUGCUGCAACGUUGCCUAAUGGUAACGGCAACGGCCACGGCAACGGAACGGCCACGCGGCGUCCGCUUCAGGAAGCACAACUGGAGCUGACUAUUGCGGGCGUGCACAAUCUAUCGCAGCUGCCACUGUGCGCUGGCUCGCCGGAGCGUAAAACUGUGCAAGACGCCAUGCUCCAAGAGGCAAAGGCCUUCUACAUACCUUAUCGCCAUACGCCACCCAAUGCAGUAGCGCUGCAGGCAAGCGGCAGCACCAACUCCAAUGCCAGUCACAAGCAAAGUUCCUCAAAGAACAGCGAUAGCGGUCUUGAGGUGGCGGUGCCGCCCAACUCGCUUCCGUUAGUGGCCACCGUGCCGGGCCUGGGCCUGGGCCGACGCAGUGGCAGCUUGAGCAGCAGCAGUGCCAGCAGCACUAGCAACGGCAGCAAGAAGCAAUUCCAUACAAAUUUUGCGCGGCACUCAAAUUCCAAUGAUGGCAUCUGCCUGUUGGCCGAAGAGGAGUCGGCAGCGACGCUGACGCCGACAUCGGAGAACGAGUAUGCGUGUGUUAGUCUCACAAACGGUUUCAAGUUGCCCGCCGAAAUGACAAAGCAAAUGCCGAGCAAAAGCCAAUUUAGCAACAACAAUAACAGCAGCAGCAGCAGCAGCAGCCAAAAAUCCGCUGUUGUCCAGCAGAAGGAUCGCCAGCAGCAGCAGCAGCAGCAGCAGCCGAUGCCUCAACAGUAUCCUGCUGCAUCCAUAGUUCCUGUCAACGGGCCACAGACUCACUCUGUGGGCGUUAAGAGCAAAAAGACGGCAACAAUGGCCAAACAGGCGUGGCCAGCGUCUACGGCCCUGAAUCGUCGUGCCCAAGUCGAUCCAAAUGGCUGAGCCUAAAUAGUUGCCAUUGUUGUCGUCGCCUCGCCAAGCAAAAGUAUUUCAUGAAGCUACUAAUGCACAUACACUUACACUUUACUCUACACACACACACACAAACACACACAGACACACACAAACACGCUUACACAUUCGCAGCUCGAAACAUUCCAAACAUUGUGGAUCCCUAUAUUUGCAUUAGCUCAGUAUAAGGACACAUAAGUAUAUGCUUAGUUAUAUGGAGUACAUUUUAUAAAUGUAUUUAUUUAUCUUUAUCUACGAGAACCAUGAGAAUAUGAUAAUAUACGAGAACAUAAGUACAUAGGCAGCAUAUUUAUAUACACAGAUAUACAUUAACGCAUAUUUACUUUAAUU
This is a messenger RNA of Drosophila hydei, 5178 nucleotides long. RefSeq lists its product as uncharacterized. Bases 946 to 4818 code for a protein of 1290 amino acids. Gene Ontology annotation, molecular function: protein binding. Lineage: Eukaryota; Metazoa; Arthropoda; Insecta; Diptera; Drosophilidae. The record is from RefSeq and is a predicted model, not a curated record. The transcript is spliced from 12 exons.